Messenger RNA from Chara braunii, 1479 nucleotides. Lineage: Eukaryota; Viridiplantae; Streptophyta; Charophyceae; Charales; Characeae. The record is from the annotation of a GenBank genome assembly.
GCCAGAUUCUCAUCAGAUAAUUCCCAGCACUCAACUUGCUCAACACCGAAGGCCUCUUCAGCUGGCAGAGAGGAUGGAAGCAACGUACUAAUGGACAGCUCAAUACCGAAGGCCUCUACCUUCGGUGGAGAGGAUGGGAGCAGCAUGCAAAUGGACAGGUCCCUUAAACGGAAAUCAGAGGAAGCGGCAAGUGAUUCAUCUCGAGCACCCUCAAGCAAGGGGAGGCAAAGAGCAGUCGGACUGGCCAACGCACUGUCAACAAAUAGUGACACGGGGGAUAGCAGGCACAGCAGAACAAGUAUGGAUGAGGACUCUGCCCAAGGAUCAGGGAAGGAUGUAGACUUGGAAGGAUCGCAUCACUCUCCCCAGCCAUCCACUUCCAGCAAGAAUCGGAGCUCAGAAGCAAGUCGGGAAAGGAAGAGGACCAGAUCGGAGAGCGGUGGGAACCAGAGAACAGAAGAGGAAGACGCAGAUGGGGAAGAUGAAGAGGAUACUAUGAAGGACACAGAGAACGAGAGCUCAGAAGAAGAGGAUGAGGAUAUGGAGAGUGAAGAGGACAAACAAGAAAUGGAAUCGCUUGAGUAUGUACAGCAGUAUGUACGCUCCUUAGAACCGGACAGAACAGUGGAGCUAGAGGUGAGGCUUGCACACCACAAACACCUCCGCAACCUUAGAACAACAACCAAAGUGGAAGACAACAUAAGCAUGGAGAACAGAUUCGAGAUCCUCAAGAAGGAAAGAGAGCUUAAUGAGUUUUACGCAGCACAAUACAGCAUGAAAACAAAAAUAGAGAAGAACAGAAUCACGGUGGACACAAACAGCUAUGAGCAAAGGUUCACCUGGCCCAAAUCGUAUGCUGAACCCGAAACAGAAAGGAGAUCGAAGAAAAAUAAGAAAGAAAAUAAACAGGGAUCCACAGGAGAACAUCUCCAGAAUACCUCCUUUCCAACGGCAGAGGAUGAGUCCGUGGAGGACCUGAGAAGACAUGCUGCAAUCCUGGAGGCCCAUGUAAAUGUACUAAGGGAUCAGAACAGGGAGCUGGACGAUCAAUGCAUAACCCUCAAAGACGUAGCAGGGGGGGGUUACAAGGAAAUAGAAGCUGCGGCCAAACUCUACGCACGUACCAGUCCGAGGCGAAGGACGAUAAUCCCGUACCGCUGGAACGACAACUUUGGAACCUGGGAAGUGGCCUAUCACAAAUCCAAUGAACUGAUCUCAGUACCAGAUCAGGAUUGCACACAGUACAUCUUACGUGAACUCAUAUCAGACGGCAUACCAACAGAUAUGAAGAUCCUGGGGUCCAAAAAAGAGGGUAUGGAAGAAUGGAGGGACCAGGAGAAUGACUGUCUCUUAUACACAUCUAGAUGUGUAUAAGAGACAGGCCCCGCCCCGCUCCCCACCCCCCGCUCCGCUCUGCGCGGCGGCUCCCCCCCGCCACGUCACCCCCCUCCCCCCGCUCUAAUCCCGACAUAAACUCGU